AUGCCUCCGAAAGCCAAAGCCAAAGAUGGAGCUCCCGUAGAGAGGCCUAUUCUCGGCCGUUUCUCUUCUCACCUCAAGAUCGGAAUUGUUGGGUUGCCAAAUGUGGGAAAAUCUACUCUUUUCAACACUCUCACAAAGCUUGCGAUUCCAGCUGAGAAUUUCCCCUUUUGCACCAUUGAGCCUAAUGAGGCUCGUGUGAAUAUCCCCGAUGAGAGGUUCGAUUGGCUUUGUCAAUUGUACAAGCCAAAGAGUGAGAUUCCAGCUUUCUUGGAAAUUCAUGACAUUGCUGGGCUUGUUAGAGGCGCUCAUGAAGGACAGGGACUUGGAAACAACUUCUUGUCCCACAUUCGUGCAGUUGAUGGAAUUUUCCAUGUUUUACGUGCUUUUGAAGACGCUGAUAUUAUCCAUGUCGAUGAUAUCGUGGAUCCUGUUAGAGAUUUGGAGACCAUUACUGAAGAAUUGCGGCUAAAGGAUAUUGAGUUCGUUAAAAAGAAGAUUGAAGAUGUCGAGAAGAGCAUGAAGAGGAGCAAUGACAAGCAACUGAAAGUCGAACUUGAGCUCUUGCUAAAGGUGAAAGCUUGGCUGGAAGAAGGAAAGGAUGUCCGAUUUGGGGACUGGAAAGCAGCUGAUAUUGAGAUUUUGAACACUUUCCAAUUGCUUUCCGCAAAGCCCGUUGUUUACCUGAUCAACAUGAAUGAGAGAGACUACCAGAGGAAGAAAAACAAGUUCUUGCCCAAGAUUCAUGCUUGGGUUCAAGAACACGGUGGUGAUACUAUGAUUCCUUUCAGUGGUGUUUUUGAAAGGAGUCUUGCUGAUAUGCAACCAGACGAAGCGGCGAAGUAUUGUGAGGAAAACAAACUGCAAAGCGCUCUUCCGAGGAUCAUCAAAACUGGAUUUUCAGCCAUCAACCUCAUAUAUUUCUUCACAGCAGGGCCUGAUGAGGUGAAGUGCUGGCAAAUACGACGUCUGUCAAAGGCUCCUCAAGCUGCAGGGGCCAUUCAUACUGAUUUUGAAAGAGGAUUUAUCUGUGCCGAGGUCAUGAAAUUCGAGGAUCUCAAGGAACUUGGCAAUGAAACUGCAGUCAAGGGCGCAGGAAAAUACAGACAGGAGGGGAAAACGUAUGUCGUUCAGGACGGAGAUAUCAUCUUCUUCAAGUUCAAUGUUUCCGGUGGUGGGAAGAAAUGA
Molecule: messenger RNA, 1185 nt
Organism: Microthlaspi erraticum
Lineage: Eukaryota; Viridiplantae; Streptophyta; Magnoliopsida; Brassicales; Brassicaceae
Source: the annotation of a GenBank genome assembly